AUGCAUCAAAGGACGCAAUUGCAUCAUUCACCCGAUCUCCACGAGGAGGCGGAGUUGGCAGUACACCUGGCAAUGUUGAAGGAACAAAACGAGAGAAAGAAAGCACAAAUUGAAGAAGUAAAGAAGCGAGCGCAGUUGAUGACUAUAGAGACAUGCGUGCUGCAGCAGGCCCUGGUGAAUUUGUUGCAGGAGAGGCGACCUGAAGCCUCUUCCCCUCGUCAGCAGCAACAGCAGCAGCAGUUGUUGCAGCACAAGCAACAGGGUCAAGCAGGAGCCUCCGGUGCUACUGCUACUACCCCUGCUACUGCGUCUGCUACUGCCCCUGCUACUGCUACUGCUACUGCUACUACUGCUAGUGUAGCAAGAACUACUACCGUUGCUACUGCAGCAGCAGCAGCAGAGAUAGUACCAACAGGAGUGCUCUUAGCAACACUAGUAUCCGCAGGAGAAAUAGGAGUGCGUCGUGACGCAUUUGAAUUUAGGCGUGCAGUUGUGUUAGGAGGGGAAGAUGUAGAGACAGGAGGGACUAAAGGGGAGGUUUUGCUGCAGCAUUUGCAACAUCGCAUAAAGAAGCGGCAGCAGCAGCAGCAGCUCUUGCAGCACAAAAUCAGCAAGUUGAAGAAGCAGCAUCGCCAGCAAAUGGGCGUCUUCCGCAGCAGCAGCAGCAGCAGCAGCGCAGAAGGACUGCAGCGGAUUGACUUCGAUCAACUGCAAAUAGAGAAUGAACAAUUUGCUGCUCAAGUUGAAUCUUCAAAGGCAGAUAUCGCCAAUAAAAAGAAAAAAUGCUCUGUGCUUCUGCAGGCACAGGCGGUAUUAAAAGAACAGCUUAGCCGUUGCCUAGAGGAGGGUUUGGCUCUUGAAGCAUCUUUAAACAGCCGAAAGGCAGCAUUAGAAAAAACAAAGAGAGAAACAGAAGAAACUGCUGCAGAAAAAGAAGCCGUCAAACGCGAAACCAAACGGUUGUUGGUGCAAUCUCGUGGUUGCAGUCAAUUGCCACAAGUAAAAGAUUUAGUUUUACAAAAGUUUUUAUUAUUAAAACAAACCAAAAAACUAAAUGCAUUAAGAAGAAAAUUAGAAGUUGCACAAUUAGAGACUAAAACAGUUAAACAAGAUCUUAAGUUUCAAGGUCUGUCUGCAUAA
Eimeria maxima is the source of this 1140-nucleotide messenger RNA. RefSeq lists its product as hypothetical. Bases 1 to 1140 code for a protein of 379 amino acids. The record is from RefSeq and is a predicted model, not a curated record. The transcript has 7 exons. Lineage: Eukaryota; Apicomplexa; Conoidasida; Eucoccidiorida; Eimeriidae.